UAAUUAAAAAUACUUAACGUAUCUUUGUGUACUUUGCAGUUGUUUGUAUCGUGCUAAGCAAAUAGUAAUAAUCUUAAUUAUCCGUAAUAUCAUUUAGAUGUAGAUAAGCAGUCGUCGAGUGAACUGAUUGCGAGAUAGCGGCUUGGGAUAAUUUUAGUGAUAAGAAUUUAUUUAAAUUAAUACAGACAUGAGUGAGCGACCACAGCCACUGAAGGCCAUAAACAGGCUGUUUGAGGGCCGGGAGCCAUGGCAGAUAGUCACCAUGACUGCCUCCUCGGUGCUCGCUCUAGUUUGGGCACACAGUCUCUACAACGCACAAGAACCGGUCACAAGCAGACUCCGCAAGGAGUUCUUCAGAUGGCUGCGAUCAGUUCCGUUCGUGCGGCGCAAGAUAGACGACAAGAUGGCAGAAAUCAACAGGGACUUCCGCGCCGACGUUACCAAGAGGCUUGCAGGCUUGACCGUCAGAAGGCAGUUGCCAGAGAAGGGUCUGACUGCAGAGGAGGUGGCUGAAGAAGUCAGGGAUCACCUCACACUAGGUGCUUAUGACUGGAAGAGUGGUACAGUCUCUGGUGCUGUAUACCACCUAAGUCAAGAGAUAGCCAAGGUGGCAACCGACGCAUACUCCCUGACAGCAUACACCAACCCUCUCCACUCCGACGUGUUCCCCGGCAUCAACAAGAUGGAAGCGGAGGUCGUGCGCAUGGCCGCCAACCUGUUCCACGGGGGGGACGAGUGCUGCGGCACUGUAACCACAGGCGGCACAGAAUCCAUAAUGAUGGCCUGCAAAGCGUUCCGCGACCUCGCCUAUAGUAAAGGCAUCACCAACCCUCAGAUAGUUGUACCUUCUACGGUACACUCGGCGUUCGAUAAGGCCGCGCAGUACCUAGGCCUGGGCGUGGUCACGGUCAAAGUUGACCAGAACACUAUGACGGUCAAUGUGGAUGAUGUGAGGAAGGCGAUUGGCAGGAGGACUUGUCUGAUAGUCGGCUCAGCGCCCAACUUCCCCUACGGCACCAUGGACGACAUCAACGCCCUCUCCAACCUGGCCCUGGAGUACGACGUCCCCCUCCACGUGGACGCGUGCCUGGGGGGCUUCGUGGCCGCCUUCAUGCCGGACGCCGGACAUCCGGUGCCCGUGUUCGACUUCCGGCUGCCGGGGGUCGCUAGCAUGUCCGCUGAUACGCAUAAAUAUGGGUUCGCGCCUAAAGGAACAUCAGUGGUGUUAUACCGUAAACUAGAAUACCGGCAUUGCCAGUACACUGUCACCACGGAAUGGCCAGGAGGAGUAUAUGGCUCGCCUACUGUCAACGGCAGUAGAGCAGGAGGGCUGAUCGCGGCUUGCUGGGCUACCAUGAUGUUCGUGGGACACGCUCGAUACGUUACGAUGACGGAUGAGAUCCUCCGCGUCACUAAAUAUAUCGAGGCUGAAUUACGCACAGUGGAAGGCAUAUUCAUCUUCGGCAAACCGGCGACGACGGUUGUCGCGUUCGGCUCGGACAAGUUCGACAUUUUCAAGAUGGCGGAGCUGAUGCACAAGAAGGGGUGGAGUCUUAACGCCCUGCAGUUUCCUUCCGGGAUCCACAUUUGCGUGACGCACGCGCACACGCAGGCCGGCGUGGCGGAGCGUUUCGUAAGCGACGUGCGCGAGGCCGCGGGCGCGUGCCUGCAGGCCUCCGCCGGCCCCGUGCAGGGAAAGAUGGCAAUCUACGGCGUGGCGCAGGAAAUCUCCGACCGCAGCCUGGUCUCCGACAUCACGAAGUACUUCAUAGAUUCCAUGUAUUAUCUACCCACGGCGGAGGACAAACUAUAACAAGUUUAUAUAUAUUGACGUGAUAAUGUCUUAUAAAUCGAUG
Messenger RNA from Cydia strobilella, 1856 nucleotides. RefSeq names its product sphingosine-1-phosphate lyase (gene Sply). Gene Ontology annotation, molecular function: pyridoxal phosphate binding; sphinganine-1-phosphate aldolase activity. Gene Ontology annotation, cellular component: endoplasmic reticulum. The coding region runs from base 188 to 1813 and encodes 541 amino acids. NCBI's taxonomy places the organism in Eukaryota, Metazoa, Arthropoda, Insecta, Lepidoptera, Tortricidae. Gene Ontology annotation, biological process: sphingolipid catabolic process; carboxylic acid metabolic process. The record is from RefSeq and is a predicted model, not a curated record. The transcript has 13 exons.